Molecule: messenger RNA, 592 nt
Organism: Entamoeba invadens IP1
Lineage: Eukaryota; Evosea; Mastigamoebida; Endamoebidae
Exons: 1
Source: RefSeq, a predicted model, not a curated record
AUGAUAUUUAUAAUCUUAUUAAAUUACACUGUCAUUAUGUUACCAAUUAUACACGCCAACAACACAACUAGCGGUAUGUAUUAUAAUUUAAGUCAAGUUGGGGAUAAAGAAAUUACCACACAAAACGAUUUUAUUCACCAACCACAAUACAAUUAUUAUAACCCAACAAACUUAAUACAAAAUGGUUAUUUUAACAAUACACAAUUGUUUACCAAUCACUAUUAUCCGUACUAUAUUUCUCCAAACUAUAUAAGUGAUAAUUCAAAUUGUCACAGAGAGUUUAACCAACAACAUUGUUUGUCAAUUCAAAAUUUAAAUAAUCCUUCAAAUAUAUUACCAAAUUACAAUUGUCCUAAUAAUUUGUUUUCGACAACACAAAUUGAGUCUCAUGUUGAAAAAACUGUAAACACAUCGAACGUUCAAUUUACAAAAACAAAAAUGCCUAUCAUAAUAAAUACUUUACAACAUAGAAAAGACUGCAAAGUUAUUACUAGAAAAGAUCAACACGAAAUAGAAACCGAAAAAAAUAUAAUAUACGAUCAAGUGUUUACAAAUAUUACUCAAAUAAAAAGUCGUAAAAUUUCUAAAAAUG